CUGGAGGUCAGAGGUGAAUGUUUGACAGAAAGCUGAAACAUGGAUUCCAUAUUUCAUGAGAAACAAGAGGGCUCUCUGUGCGCCCAGCACUGCCUCAACAACCUCCUGCAGGGUGAGUACUUCACUCCUGUGGACCUGUCCUCCAUCGCUCACCAGCUCGAUGAAGAAGAGAGGAUGAGGAUGGCGGAGGGAGGUAUGGCCAGCAACGAGUACAGGACGUUCUUACAGCAACCAUCUGGGAACAUGGAUGACAGUGGGUUCUUUUCAAUACAAGUUAUUAGCAAUGCUCUGAGUGUGUGGGGCUUGGAGCUGAUCCUCUUCAACAGCCGGGAGUACCAGAGCUUGAUGAUAAAUCCAAUAAACGAGAAUGCCUUCAUUUGCAACUACAAGGAGCACUGGUUUACUGUACGCAAACUAGGACAACAGUGGUUUAACCUGAAUUCACUGUUGACUGGACCAGAGCUGAUAUCAGACACCUAUCUAGCCCUUUUCCUUGCACAGCUACAACAAGAAGGUUAUUCCAUAUUUGUGAUUCGAGGAAACCUCCCUGAGUGUGAGGCAGAGCAGAUCCUUCGGAUCAUGAGAGUUCAGCAGCAGCAGCGGCCCAGGCUCAUUGGAGAGGACGAGGCCCAGACAAGUGCAGGCAGGCCAGCAGCUGUGGGCCAGGCAGAGAUGAACUUUGGUGUGGAGGAUGAGGUUGUAGAUGAAGAUGACGAACUGAAGAGAGCCUUGGCACUUAGCAGACAGGACAUAGAUGUAGAAGAUGAGGAGGCUGAUCUUCGUAGGGCCAUACAGCUCAGCAUGCAAGGAGCAGUGAUGAGCAACACAUCACCAGAGUCUGAAGUGGGAGCUGUGAAAUUAGGCAGUCAGGCAGCAGGGAGUUCUGCAGGAAGUCAAAGAGAAGGUCAAAGCGAUGCUCUCACAGCCGAGGAACUGAGGAAGAGGAGACAAGCCUACUUUGAUCGGCAGCAGCAACAAGCUCAGCCGAGCAAUCCUCAACAAACAGACAUAAACUCAGUAGGUGGCUCAGGAUCUGUGAACACUGGCUCUGAGGAGGACCAACAACAAAAGCUCGGCCAGUGAUAGUGUGGAAGAUUUGCCUGUGUUGUUUACCAGCUGCCUGGAUUGGCAUCCCCAUACAGGGCGAAGCUUUGCUCCUUCCUCUAACCUUUUGCACGUGCGAACGUAAGGACAGUCAGGAGGCUGACAUGUUUCCCCCGAUUAGUUCGCAACAGAGGCUUCAGAGAAGAGAACAAUGACAAAGAACAAUGACAAAGUAAAGGCAGUAGUUAGUCUAAUCUAACUGAGUAGGGCACUGGGGCUGGGAAAAGGGUGACCACAGAACUCAUGAUGCAGUUAAUCCAAGUUUGCAAUUGCCUUUGUACCAUGGCGCCUUCUAUUUCUAUUGUGUACUGUUUUUUUAUUCUUGUUUAUUCUCUGGAAGAGAAGGAAAAGAAUCUUCAGCAUACAGUACAAGGGUGCAUUUACUUGCUUGGUGUGAAUACAUGCAGAGACAGAUGCUCUGCAAAAGCCACCGGAGACCAGUGUGAAGCCCACACGUGAAAGCAUGAUUAGGAGUGACAGAGCCCACUUACCUUUGUAUUGGACUUGGGUUUUUGGUCAUAAGAUGUGAUUCUAGUACACAUCCCAGAACAUGUGUGGUUUUCAAAUCCUUUUAUUUUUUGCAAUGUACUGAAAGUCUCAAACAACCUUUAGCCAGUGGCACUAAUACGUGUGGGUCAUUUAUUACUGACAUCAUCAAUCAUUUUACUUGAACACUGACGAGUGAAUUCCCACGGUAUUUAGACAACAACAUAUUUUUGACGUUGGCUUUGUUUUUACCUUUAAGAUCAUAAGCAGGUGUCAUGAAAUGUAAGAUUUCAAAGCUUAUAAACAGGGUGUUUUGUCCAGUUUGGCUUGAUAGUUAAACAUGAUUCUAUAGAGCUAUUUGUCAAAUCUAGGAUACCUUUAACUGAUGGAUAUUUUACAUAUCUUGUCCAGAAUAAGUUGAGAUAUAAUAGGGAUCAAAAUUGUCUGUAUGACACUGCAGCUGAUAGAUAAAUACAUCAUUAAUUUUACCAGCACAUUAUAAUCACAUAAAAGUACAAAUAGUCUGUUUUUGACUGCACAUGUUGUUUCUCUUCAUCAGUAUUUUGUCACAAACUGUAAAGGGAAUUCAUUUUAAGAAAAGAUUGUUUAAAUUCCCUUAGCCAUCACAGUUUACAGUUACAGCCCCUGAAAUACUUUUUGUUUGAAUUGUCCUGUAUUGCCAUAAUACAGAGUAGUGCUGUUCACAUGAGCUGUACAAAGAUGCAUUAAAUGCACUGAGGUUGUCAAGGGUUCACGCUAUUGGCUGAUUGAUGAGCAGAAUUAACAGUAAAAUAUCAAGGAAGAGUGUGGACUGUUAUUUAACUUUAUGAUUUAUAUAAAGUAAAAUCCAAAGAACCAACCAAAACAUCAAAAAUGUGUCUAUUUACAUACACUUAGAAGAUUUCAUUUAUUUCAGUUUUCUAAUUCAAUUCUGAACAUUACUUGUUUAAAAUUGCUCAUAUUUUUCUGAAAAACGGAAUCAGUUUACUACACACGAUGGAAAUGAAUAAACCAUAUUUUGGCAUUAAUACAAUUACAUUUGUUUACAGUUAUAAAGUCUUCUGGAACCGUUCACCAUGGUUAGAGCUUGAUGCCUCCACUAAAGAGCUGGAUGUCAUGUAAAGUUUGACUUUUGGUGCUGGAUGACUGAUUCCAUGAUAGUUGUUUUGUUUGUUUGUUUCCUUUUUGAUCUGUAAGGCUUUUUUAUAUUUAAAAUACACUUGUGAAACAGUAUAAAAUGCUUUUAGUUAGGUUUUUAUCAUUACAUUAUUUUUCACUCACUGCAAUCUAUCAAUAGUACUAAUUCAUGAUUUUUGUCAUAGGUCACAUGUUACCACAGCACACUGUUUUGUUAAAUGCAUUAGUUGUUGUUCCAGGAUUAAAGUGAUAUUCACUCCUAAAGCUU
Limanda limanda (common dab) is the source of this 2995-nucleotide messenger RNA. It is a transcript of the gene atxn3, whose product is annotated as ataxin 3. Gene Ontology annotation, cellular component: nucleus. Gene Ontology annotation, biological process: protein deubiquitination. Lineage: Eukaryota; Metazoa; Chordata; Actinopteri; Pleuronectiformes; Pleuronectidae. Gene Ontology annotation, molecular function: cysteine-type deubiquitinase activity. The coding region runs from base 40 to 1083 and encodes 347 amino acids. The record is from RefSeq and is a predicted model, not a curated record. The transcript is spliced from 11 exons.